UUUAGGGUACAUUUUCUCCUUCCUUCUGUGAUUUGUCUGUGUCCUGUGUUGGGAGGGCCAGUGCUCGCUCGCUCUCUCCCUGCUGUUGAGAAUUGUGGGAGUUGAAGUACCAAAAAGCACCUAGAGGGAUGGUGGGCGGGACCAAAUGUCUGCAGUGUGGAAACCUUUUCAUUGAAAGAAUACUCAAGACAACUGAGUGCACUGAUAAAGUAAAAUAGUGUGAUUAAAAGGUAGGGAAAAACUCCAUUUUAUUAUGAAAUGGAGUUAGACUGAGUUCUCUUCUUCCGAACACUUCCCAGCAUAAUCUGAUGAAGUUCAUAGUUGAGUAAACACAAGUUCCUUAAAAGAACCCGCCCCCUUCCUUUUCAGGAUAGUGGCAUUUGUCUAUUGUUCUCUGAACAGCAAAUCUUCAUUUGCUAGGCACUGACAAGAAGCAUAUCCAUGAAACCAAUUUCUUGUGGAUGCAAAGACUCUGUUGAAAUAAGAAAGCAAGUAACUUAGGAUAGCUUGGAGGAACAAAAAGGCACUUUCUCUGUCCUUUGGAUAUGGGCUUGCAAAAGUGUGGUGGCUGUUUGAGUUGCUUGUUAAUACCUCCUGCGUUUUGGAGCAUUGUUAUAAAUAUCCUGUUAUAUUUUCCUGAUGGGAAAUCUCUAUACACCUCCAGUAACAACCUCACCAACUAUGUGUGGUAUUUUGAAGGGAUCUGCUUUUCUGGAAUAAUGAUGCUUGUGUUGGCAGUUCUUUUAAUAAUUCUGGAUCAAGACACCUUUCAUAAAUGCUGCCAAAAUGAGAGCUGCACUAGAUCAUAUAGGCGUUUCAUUUCAGUUGUGCUUGCCCUGCUAGGGAUUGCAUUUUCUGGAUACAGUCUGAUAUUAUCUACUCUGGGCUUAGUUCAGGGGCCAUACUGCAGAACUUCAGCUGGCUGGGAAUAUGCCUUCAAGGACACUGCAGGCCGCUACCUCACGGACCAAACGUUCUGGACUCAAUGCUCUGAACCUACUUACGUAGUGGAGUGGAACAUCAUUUUGUUUUCUUUCCUGAUAGCUCUUAGUGGUCUCCAAAUAUUGAUCUGCUUUCUAAAAGUAAUUGCUGAGCUAAAAAGUAUAUUGUGUGGAACCUAUCCUGUCUUUGUACAGCCUGCACUGAUAUGACAAUCUCAAAAUUUUUAAGAAGAGAAAAAAGUGAUUCAAUGCUUGGAGCUGCUAAUCAAAAGACAUUGUGGACCUAUUCUGCCUUUCCCUACUUAAUGGAUUAUUUUUUUUCUUUUUUCUUUUAUUAAAGAUUUUUUGAAACAAGAAAUAAGAUUUUGAACAAUACAUAGGCAUUGGGCAUGGAUGCAGAAACAGCACAUCACUUCUUUCCAUUAUAGACAACUAAAAAUUAAACAGAAGGCCAUUUAAUUAAUGCUUGUUUUUUUUCCAAGAGGAGACAGAAGAAACAAUAGGAUGAGGAAACAGAAGAGUUACCAGCUGGAACCCCUGUGAAGUUUGGGGUAAAGCAAUUGCACAAUAAAGUUCUUGUUUGGAUCUUCA
Messenger RNA from Anolis carolinensis (green anole), 1532 nucleotides. It is a transcript of the gene tm4sf18, whose product is annotated as transmembrane 4 L six family member 18. The transcript has 5 exons. Gene Ontology annotation, cellular component: membrane. The record is from RefSeq and is a predicted model, not a curated record. The coding region runs from base 546 to 1151 and encodes 201 amino acids. Lineage: Eukaryota; Metazoa; Chordata; Lepidosauria; Squamata; Anolidae.